This is a messenger RNA of Lycium ferocissimum, 2603 nucleotides long. Its product is annotated as cysteine-rich receptor-like protein kinase 46. Bases 198 to 1772 code for a protein of 524 amino acids. NCBI's taxonomy places the organism in Eukaryota, Viridiplantae, Streptophyta, Magnoliopsida, Solanales, Solanaceae. The record is from RefSeq and is a predicted model, not a curated record. Gene Ontology annotation, molecular function: protein kinase activity; ATP binding. Gene Ontology annotation, biological process: protein phosphorylation. The transcript is spliced from 8 exons.
UAAAAACAUACAUUUUCCCGAAAAUAUUUAAAGAAAUAUUAUUUAUUUAUUUUUUAUUUUAUGAAACUUACAUUACACCUGGAAAAAAAGAAGGAAAUUAGAAAGAAAAAGAAAAAAUGAAAAGCCAAGAUGAGCACCUCUGUUGUCCUCAUCUCUCAGGUUCUCAACCUUGAACAUCGUAUUAAGGUAUUGUUUCUAUGGCUAAUGUCGUUGUUUUGUCCUUAAUCAUCCUCCUCUCCAGCUUUCUCAUUCUUCCAGCUAUCGCAAAUCCCCGAAUCGAGCUCGUCUAUAAAUUCUGCGGUAUAGAUCAUGCAAACAAUGUUUCAGAAUUCAAUGAAAACUACGCUAAUGCAAUCGUAGCCAUGGAAUCUGACAUGAAAGCCAAUAAAUUUUCCAUUUAUGGAGAAGGGUUGUCUCCGAAUAGAAUUUACGUGUUGGCUCAAUGCAUGGAUGAUCUUUCCAAGGAAGAUUGUGAUAUUUGUUUUUCCACCAUUAAAACACAAUUGCCUGGUUGUUUUCCUCAUAGUAGUGGUCGUGUUUUUUUCGAUGGUUGCUUCAUGAGAUUCGAGAAUUAUAGCUUUUUUUAUGAAUCUUCUUCUCCUCAUGAUGUCAAAAGAUGCAGUGAUGCAGUGAAUUUGAAGAAUGAUCAAUUUAGGGAUUUGACAACCAAAGUCGUUAAGGAUGUGGUUAACAUGGCCCCAAUUCAUGGUGGCUAUGCGGAAGGACGAAGGAAUGCACAUGGUUUAUCAGUUUAUGGCAUGGCUAACUGCUGGAAUACUUUGGACGAAAAAUCAUGUGCUGAUUGCCUAUUAAACGCAAGCACAGCUGUUCUUAAUUGUUUGCCAUCCAUUGAGGCACGCUCCCUUAGCGUCGGCUGCUAUUUUCGUUACUCAGAGUAUGAAUCUAGCGAUGGAUCUAAUUUCUUACUUAAUACUAAAGGAGCUAUUUUCAUGUACCUUGCAUUUAUUCUUGUUGCUGUUGGUGUAUGCAUAGUCGCUAUUCUGGUUGGAUAUAUUGUGGGGACAACUCUACAUGAAAAACGAGUGAAACAUCAGACGAAACAUAAUGGUAAUUCAUCGGAUCUUGAGUCAUCAGUUAUGAAGAGGAGCCUGCAUUUCAAAUAUUCAACACUAGAGAAAUCCACAGACAACUUCAGUGAAGAACGCAAGAUUGGCCAAGGUGGAUUUGGUGAAGUCUUUAAAGGGACUUUGCCAGAUGGUAGAGAACUUGCUAUCAAGCGGAUGUUUUUAACUACCAAAAUUCGGAAUGAAGAGAUAUCCAAUGAGAUAGAUGUUAUUGGGGAAGCCCAACACCAGAAUUUGGUUCGCUUCCUUGGUUGUUGUUUCACUGAUGAUGACAGCUUUCUUGUCUAUGAGUAUCUGGAAAAUAAAAGCCUUGAUCUUAUCUUAUUUGAUCCAAAGAAGAAGGAAGAAUUGGAUUGGAAGAAAAGGCUUAGGAUAAUCGAGGGGACAGCUGAAGGUUUGGAAUACCUUCACAACGACUGCCAAGUUAGAAUCAUUCAUAGAGACAUCAAACCUAGUAACAUCUUACUAGACUCAAAAUAUCGUCCCAAAAUUGCAGAUUUUGGUCUUGCCAGGUUUAAUAUCAGGGAAAAAGGAAGUGCACCUCUUGUCAUUGCAGGCACAUUCGGAUACAUGGCUCCCGAGUACCUUGCUCAAGGACAAUUAACAGACAAAGUGGAUGUUUAUAGCUUUGGAGUUCUUAUCCUAGAAAUAGUAAGUUUUGAUAGAGAUAAACAAAUUUCCAGAUGAUGACACUAUAGACACCCUUGUAACCAUUGCUUGGAAACAUUUCAAGGAGAAAAGGGCAUCUCGAAUAAUAGAUCCGAGCAUGGAGAUAGAAGAUGUGGAUGAAAUAUUAAGGGUAGUUCAAAUUGCCCUGCUAUGUACUCAAGAGUCACCUAUUAUGCGUCCAGAUAUGACAACAAUUAUUAAACUACUUACACAAGAAAAAAUAGAAGUGCCUGUUCCAUCAAAGCCUCCUUUCAUUGAGGAUUCAUUUUAUGGUUCUGAACGAGAUGGCUCUAUUAUUCAUCGGCUUCAUCCCUCUGGAUCAUCAGUUGAUUCUUGUAGAUAUUAUGACACUCAACAAGAUAAUGGCUCUUUUCAUCGGCAUCAUCCCUCUGCAUCGAUUGAUUCUUAUUAUGACACGGAAAGUGUUUUAGGAUGACAAUGAUGCUCUCUUGUUUGAAAUUUAUGGCCUCUCCAAAGACGGAGCUAGACAUUCGAUUUCAUGAGGAGAAUGAAGAGUUUCUUCAAAGCUCAGAUCAGACGAUUUUAGAGCUUAUUAUGAAGCUAACCACCUGUAAAAUGAACGUAUCCCUUUUUCCAGCUUGCUCUGAUCAAGAACAGAUAAUCCCAGAAUCCUGCAAAGGAAGCUGAAAAGACCAGAUAACUAGAAAAUUAAGUUAUGUAAAUUGACAGUAUAAAGUUUUUUAUAUCGCUAUAUAGCAAGGUAGUUACCAGUUUUACAAGAUUGCCUAUUAAAGUUUAUAAUAGAACUUUUACCUAUAAUACAACUAUAAAAGUGAUCUUAAUGUGUAAAUAUUUUUCACACUGUUAUUGCAACGGUUCUGCUAUGGU